UUGCUGGUCUCGUUAGCCUGGAGUGGAUAUCUCGAAUAUGAUCAAGAUGUCCUCAUACCCAAGGACUGGACCCACGUUGGUCGAGUUGAUCCAUCGGAGGAGCUGCAGCUGACCUUUGCCCUGAAGCAGCAGAACGUUCAGCUGCUGGAGGAAAUGGUCAGACUGGUGUCAGACCCCGAUUCAGCUCAGUAUGGUAAAUAUCUCAGCCUGGAGGAAGUGGCUUCACUUGUGCGUCCAUCGGAGCUCUCCCAGAAGGCGGUGCGUCACUGGCUGCAGAGACACGGGAUUUCAAACUGCUCCACCGUUCGCACUCAGGAUUUUUUGCAGUGCACCAUGACUGCAGAGCUUGCAGAGACUUUACUUCCAGGGAGUAAGUUCCAUCGUUAUGUCAGAGAUGGUCGUUUCCUAGUGAGGUCGUCGGCUCCGUACUCUGUCCACGAUCACGUUCACCAGCACCUCGAUUUUGUCGGUGGGCUUCAUCGUGUCCCACCUAAGGAGAAGGACCUUAAAGGGAAGCGACAGCCGGGUAAGGCAGGUGUGCACCUCGGAGUGACUCCGGCCAUCCUGAGGGCUCGCUACAAUCUGACAGCAGCCGAUGUGGGAUCUGUUCAGAACAACAGCCAGGCCGUGGCCCAGUUCCUGGAGCAGUACUACCACCCAGCCGACUUGGCCGAGUUCAUGAAGAUGUUUGGCAGCAGCUUUCAGCACCUUUCUCAGGUGGACAGAGUUGUGGGCACUCAGGGAGUAGGGAAGGCCGGCCUGGAGGCCAGUCUGGAUGUAGAGUACAUCAUGAGCACCGGAGCGAACAUUUCCACCUGGGUCUUCACUAAUCCAGGUCGUCACGAGUCCCAGGAGCCCUUCCUCCAGUGGAUGGUCCUGCUCAGCAAUAUGUCAGGCCUGCCCUGGGUUCACACCAUCAGUUACGGGGACGACGAGGACAGCUUGUCCACGGCCUACAUGAUGCGCAUCAACACGGAGUUUAUGAAGGCCGGUGUCCGGGGGUUCUCGCUGCUCUUUGCCUCUGGCGACAGUGGCGCUGGAUGCAGACACAUGGGCAAAGAGAACUCUUUCAGGCCCAGCUUCCCUGCGUCAAGCCCAUAUGUGACUACGGUGGGUGGAACCUCAUUCAAGAACCCAUUCAAAGUCACCUAUGAAGUCACAGAUUACAUCAGCGGAGGCGGUUUCAGCAACGUCUUCGACACCCCCGACUACCAGGCCAGUGCAGUGGAGGGGUACCUGAAGAGCGUGGCAGCAACUCUCCCUCCUAAGUCGUACUUCAAUACCAGCGGCCGGGCCUACCCCGACAUGGCUGCCCUGUCUGACAACUACUGGGUGGUCAGCAACAGGGUGCCCAUCCCCUGGGUGUCUGGGACCUCGGCGUCCACCCCUGUGGUCGGAGGCAUGCUGUCCCUCAUCAACGGCCAGCGUAUGUUGAAGGGUCUGCCCGCCCUGGGCUUCCUCAACCCCCUCCUCUAUAAGCUGAAGGGCCAGGGCCUGUUUGAUGUGACCGAAGGCUGCCACCUGAGCUGUCUGGAUGAGCAGGUUCAGGGGAAGGGUUUCUGCGCCGCACCUUCGUGGGACCCCGUCACCGGCUGGGGAACGCCGAACUACCCGGCACUGCUGGCCGCCCUCUUAACCGACUGA
Molecule: messenger RNA, 1644 nt
Organism: Menidia menidia (Atlantic silverside)
Lineage: Eukaryota; Metazoa; Chordata; Actinopteri; Atheriniformes; Atherinopsidae
Source: the annotation of a GenBank genome assembly